AUGAAAAACUCUUCAUCUACUUCUUUCAACCACGGUUGGACAUAUGAUGUGUUUGUGAGUUUCUACGGCGAUGACACUCGUUACGGUUUCACAGGCAAUCUUUAUAAUACCUUGCGCCGAAAGGGAAUCAACACUUUUAAAGAUGACAUCAAACUGAAGAAAGGAGAAGAGAUUUCAGAAGAUCUUCUCCAAGCAAUUGAUGAGUCUAGGAUUGCCAUAAUUGUUUUCUCAGAAAAUUAUGCAUCCUCAACUUGGUGUCUUGAUGAACUUGUCAAGAUCAUGGAGUGUAAGAAAGAAAAAGGACAACUGGUUCGUCUAGUUUUCUACUAUGUCGACCCUUCAAAUGUCAGGCAUCAGAGGGAAAGUUUUGGAAGGUCAAUGGCUAAGCAUGAAGAAAAUAUCAAAAUUAGUAAAGAAAAAGUAUGUAAGUGGAGAAGUGCACUCUCAUCAGCUGCAAAUUUAUCAGGAUGGCAUUUCAAAAAUGGGUAUGAGUAUGAAUUAAUUCAAAAGAUCACCGAAGAAGUAUCGAAUAAAUUAAAUGUAACACCCUUACACAUAGCUGAUAAUCCAGUUGGAUUGAAUUACAAAAUGUCUCAAGUGUUAUCACUUCUAGAAAUAAAGUCUAAUGAUGAUGAUGUUUGCAUGGUUGGAAUUUGUGGAAUUGGUGGCAUUGGUAAAACAACACUAGCUAGAGCAGUAUAUAACUCAAUUUCUAGAAAGUUUGAUAGCUCAAGUUUUCUUGUUGAUGUAAGAGAAAAUUCAAUGAAACAUGGUCUAGUACACUUGCAAGAGACCCUUUUGCUUCAUUUGCUAGACGAAAAUAUCAAACUGGAUGAUGUGAGCAAAGGAAUUCCAAUAUUAAGAAGACGGCUUCGCAAUAAGAAGGUUCUUUUCAUUCUCGACGAUGUCGAUAAUCUUCAACAGUUAAGAUCAUUGGUUGGAAGAAAUGAUUGGUUUGGUUUUGGAAGUAGGAUUAUCAUAACAACCAGAGAUAAACAUUUGUUAACUACCCAUGGAGUUGAAAAAGAUAAACUAUAUGAAGUGAAAGAACUGAAUGAUCGUGAAUCUCUUGAGCUUUUUAGUAUGAACGCUUUUAGAAAAAGUGUGCCUGAUCCAAGUUAUGUGGAGAUAGCAAAAAGUGUAAUGCAAUAUGCAAAAGGUCAUCCAUUAGCUUUGAAUGUAAUAGGAUCUGAUUUAUUUGGCAAAACCGUAGAAGAAUGGAAGAGUGCGUUGAAUAAAUAUGAAACAAUCCCAAGCAAAGAGAUUCUCAAUGUCCUUAAAGUAAGCUAUGACAAUUUGGAUGAUAAUGAAAAGGAAAUUUUCCUUGACAUUGCUUGUUUCUUCAAAGGAUAUCCGAAGGCAGAUGUGGAAAAGACACUAGAUGAAAGUCGGUUUUAUUCAAAAUAUGGCAUUGGAGUACUUGUCGACAAAUCUCUUGUAACAAUUGGUGAAUCCAAUUCAGUAAAGAUGCAUGAUCUUGUACAAGACCUUGGUAAAAACAUUGCUAGAAAUGAGUCGCCGUUUGAUCCGAGCAAACGCAGAAGACUAUGGCAUCAUGAGGAUGUUUUUGAAGUCUUGACAGAAAGCACAGGAAGUGAUACAAUUGAAGGCAUUGUGUUGGAUAUGCCUAGCCUAAAACAAGAAGUUCAAUUAAAAGCCAACACCUUUGAUAAUAUGCGAAGGCUUAGAAUCCUCAUAGUUAGGAAUGGACAAGUUUCUGGAGCACCUCAAUACCUUCCGAAUAACUUGAGAUUGCUUGAGUGGAACAAAUAUCCUUUAACAUCUCUACCUGAUAAUUUUCAUCCAAAGACACUUGUUGUACUCAAUUUACCAAAGAGUCGUAUAAAAAUGGAUGAGCCAUUCAAGAAGUUUGAGCAUUUGACCUUUAUGAACUUCAGUGAUUGUGACUCUCUAACAAAACUACCUGAUGUAUCUGCAACCCCAAAUCUAACAAGAAUUCUCGUUAAUAAUUGUCGAAACUUGGUUGACAUUCAUGAAUCUGUUGGAGAUCUUGACAAACUAGUCACAUUAAGCACUGAAGAAUGCCCUAAACUCAAGAGUUUUCCGCGUGGCCUGAGAUCAAAAUAUCUGGAAUACCUUAAUCUUAGAAAGUGUUCAAACAUUCAAAGUUUCCCAGAUGUAUUGGCAAAAGUGGAAAAUAUGAAAAAUAUUGACAUCGGAGGGACAGCCAUAAAAAAAUUUCCUAGUUCAAUUGAAAACUUCAAAGGCCUUGAAGAGUUAGUAUUGACAUCAUGCACAAAUGUUGAAGAUCUACCUAGUAACACAGAUAUGUUUCAAAGUAUUGAAGAGCUGAAUGUGGAAGGAUGUCCUCAACUUCCAAAACUCCUAUGGAAGUCAUUGGAAGACAGGACUAAUGAUUGGCUUCCAAAGUUGAGCAAUCUGAGUCUAAAGAAUUGUAAUCUGUCAGAUGAAGAUCUUGAGUUAAUUCUCAAAUGUUUUCUACAAUUAAAAUGGUUGAUCCUAUCCGAUAACAACUUCUUGACCAUUCCUGAUUGCAUUGAAGACCUUUCUCAUCUCUUGCUUCUUAACAUAGAAAACUGCAAGCAUCUUAGAGAUAUUUCAGUGCUUCCGCCAUAUUUGCAAUAUAUAGAUGCAAGGAAGUGUAUGGCAUUGACUCCUCAAUCAUCAGACGUAUUAUUGAGCCAGGCAUUUCUGGAAGUUGAGUACAUAGACAUAGUUGUUCCAAGGAAAAAAAUUCCGAGUUGGUUUGAUCAUUGUAAUAAAGGAGAGUGUGUCGCCUUUUGGAUUCGUAAAAGCUUCCCUACAAUCGCUCUGUUUUUUCUUUUAUGUGGUGAUGAUGAUGAAAGGAAAACAAAUUAUACAUGUGAAUUCUGCGUACUAAUAAAUGGCAUACAAGUAUUCCAAGGAAGAAGCGAGUGGCCAGUUGAUCAUAUAUGGCUUUUUGAUCUGCGAACUCACCUCACCGCGAGCGAGUGGCAAGGCUUCAAUGAAAAAAUAAAAUCUAGUUGGAAUCAUGUGGAGAUUUCAUGUUCAGUCAUUGAUGAGUCAAAAAAUUUAACUAUAAAAUGUUGUGGAAUUCAUCUAUACAAAGAUAGAAUGAAUAUUCACCAUGUCUCCUUCAUAAGUCCCGAUCUUCAAAGCUCAAAUAUGGCCCGUGAUAAUGAUGGUUUUGAUAUCUAUGAUGAAGUCAGCGAUGAUGUUGUUUUUCCUUCAAUAUUUUCUAAAUAUUUUAACAAGACUAUAUUAGAGGCCAUGAGUGAUCUUCAAUCCAGCAAGAGAAAAGUUGAUAAUGAAUAUGACUUUGAUGAGGAGUUGGAAAUAGACAGUGACACUGACAUUGACUGCCAGUACAUGGAAGAGGAACACAAUUCAUCUUCCCUCAAUCAUCAAAUCUUAGAAAUGUUUGAACCUGUGUUAAACGACAAUGAAAAAGAUGCCAAUUCCAGCAAAAUCUUGCUUGAUCCUUCGACUGAAACAGAAGAAGAACCCCUUGUUACAAGUAUCUGGAAUCAAGUACCAUUACAUCAAACAAGCACAGACAAGGGAACACAGUUAGUUGAACAAAUCGAAGUUGAUUCAACAAAAAGAAAACAACUUAUCUUAAAUGCAGAGUCCACCAUAAAUAAAGACAAUAUGGAAGAAUUUUAUGCUUCGCUUGAAGCAGAAAUAACUUCUUCUUUACAAGUUCUACCAGACAAUGAAGCUGUGAGAACUAGGCCUAGUGAAGAAACUCAGAAAGCAUUGCAGAUUCUACUAGACUUUGUCUCAAAAAAGUUCUCUCUUUUGCUACAUCCAGGACGUUCCGGAUUGAUGAAAGAUAUUAUCAAGUACCUACUCAGUUUAACACCAAAUGAAGGAUUGUCUCUGAAAUCAAAAUCAAUAAUACUGCAGCUUUCACAUGGAUUUUCUCAGUGGAGCUUGGAUUACAACAAUGCAAACAUUAAACUUGAGUCAGCGACUACAAAUCUAACAAAAGCUGAGAAAGUGAAAGGUUAUCUUGAGGAUAAUGUGAAAGAUUUCCGAGAAAUGGACAUGGUGGAGAAGUGUUUGUCGAAUCAGUUGGUCUGCUUGCAAGAAGAGAAGAGAGAACUUGAAGAGAAAUUGAAUGCCAUAAAAGCUGAGAUUUAUGAUUUUUCAGCACAGCGAGACACGGUUGCUAAGAGAAAGACAGAAUUGUUUCAGAAAGGAACUGUGCUGAAAGCUGAAAGGGAUGAUUUGAGGAACCAAGUGCCAAGGUUGAAAGCUGAGAAGGAAUUGGCAAAUAUAACACAAGCAAAUAUUGAAGAAGAGUGGUCAAAGCUUGGAGAACAAUUCAUUGGAAGCAUCAAUUUUGAAGAGUUGACCUCGGAACCUUCACAUAAAUAA
Vicia faba (fava bean) is the source of this 4347-nucleotide messenger RNA. Lineage: Eukaryota; Viridiplantae; Streptophyta; Magnoliopsida; Fabales; Fabaceae. The record is from the annotation of a GenBank genome assembly.